UAGGAUUACAUAUAGAUUUAUGAUCAAAUUGUAGUGAGAAAAAUGUUCGAAAUUCCAACGCGAAAUCACGCGAUGUUGUCGUGAACGAUUGUCCAAUCAAAGUGUAGAAAGUUAUCAACUGCAACCUGUAAUCUGCUCCUACUGUCUUUUUAAGAUGAUCCGAACAUUGGUCUUGUUUUGGUGACCUUCAAAGUUGAUCUGCUUAGAGUAAAGGUCAAAUUCGAAUCAGCGACGUUAUUUUUAAUUAUUCAAUGUAAUAGUCCUAAGUAGUGAUUAAUAGUAAAUUAUUAUAAUACUAGCGAAACAUCUCAAAUUCUGUUUCCCGGUUUGUCGAUUAAUUCAAUGUUUUAUUUCAACGUUUCUCCUAUUAUUUCUCGAAUGUCAGUGUAAUACUUCGAUUCUGAAAAACGCACGAUAGAAGAAUAGUAAGGUGACACAAAAAACUGGCCUUUGCUUAACUAAAAGUAGAAGACAUAACAUGAUAACAUAGAAUUAAUCAAAAAAGUCAAUGCCUUUAGUAAGAAGUAAUCCCAGCUGUACAUAAAUUUAACUAGAAAAUGGGCUCUAUGCUUGCAGUAAGCUAUUUUAUUCGAGACAAAACCAGGACACUAAUAAGGAAAUUUACAGCCAUUUUGCAACGGCUUUGUAAAUGCCAUUAUUUGAAAUGUCUGUUCUAUUAUGCAGUGGUUAAAAAUAUGACGGAACACAUGUCUACAACUGAAAGCCACGAGACUGAACAAACAAGAGUUUUAACUCUGAACAAUGGAGAACAUCUUGACGGUAUACUAUACAGGCUAAAGAAAGGAUGGAGAGUCGAAUUUCGUUUAGGCGCUUCUCUCCUUGGAAAGACACUUGACCUAUUCAUAAAUUAUCCCUUAGGAGAGAAUCAGAAAUUUGAAAGGCACACGUAUUAUCCAUUAGAAUGGGUCAACGAGACAGCCAAUAUAUACUUAUCUCUAGCUGGUUCAUUUCACUAUUACGUUACUGACCCAAGUUCUGAUAGUAUAAAGCCUAUCGCUUCUGGAUAUCUGCUGGUGGAUCCAGAACUUAAAAUAGGAGAGCUUGGAGAUCCUUUGCCAUUAGAUUGUAUUCAGUGCCAAACUGUUCUGGCGAAAUGUUUGGGCCCCUUCUCUACCUGGGAAGACAAGCUCUUAGUAGCCAGAAAUUCUGGUUAUAACAUGAUCCAUUUUACACCAAUUCAGGAAUUAGGACUUUCGAAAUCGUCGUAUAGUCUUAGCGAUCAACUGAAAUUGAAUCCUUCCUUCAAUAACGACGACAAACCGGUUACAUACGAUGAGGUUGAAGGAUUGAUUAAUAAAAUGCGCAAUGAAUGGAAUGUGCUGAGCGUGUGCGACAUCGUUCUAAAUCAUACAGCAAACGAAAGUUCCUUUUUAGUGUCUCACCCGGAGUGUACAUACAAUUGUUCAAAUAGUCCUCAUCUACGUCCAGCAUAUAUUUUAGAUUCCGCAUUAUUCGAAUUGACGGUACAAGUCGCAGCUGGAGAAUGGGAGUUGAAAGGAAUUCCUUCAACGGUCGAAACUGAAGAACAUUUGAACUCAAUUCGUCAUGCGCUUCAUACGUACUUCUUGCCACUCGUGAAAAUUCAUGAAUUAUACAUAUUGGACAUCAAUGAGGCCGUGGCUGAAUUUCUGAAUUUAGCACGGAACCAGAUGCCUCAAGACAACGUUGAGAAGAUAUCGGAAGAUAUUGAGAUAAUAGGAGAUCCGAAGUUUCGACGAUUGAAAGCGACCGUGAACAUGCAGCUUGCUUUGAAAAAGUUUAAUGUGUACAGAGUCGAUUGUUUCGACGAGGAUACUCGUUUGAAACGUUGCGCCGAAGAUUUGAGAAAACGUUUAGAGGAACUUAACAGCGUAAUCAUCAACGAGAUUCAAAAUCAUUUAAAUGCCGCGGUGGAGAACACGAUUGCUGGGAUACGAUAUUUCCGAGUGCAACCCGACGGACCGAGAAUCAAAGAGAUAAGCGAGAGAAAUCCACUUGUCCCUAGAUAUUUUACUGAUUACGGAGCGCCUCAAACGUUGACCGAAAGAGAAGCGACGAUGUAUUCGGAAGCAGGAUGUUAUCUCAUGGCUCAUAACGGAUGGGUAAUGAACAGCGAUCCUCUAAAGAAUUUCGCAGAUCCCGAUUCGAACGUCUACAUAAGAAGGGAGCUGAUCGCUUGGGGCGAUAGUGUGAAAUUAAGAUACGGCGAAAAGCCGGAAGAUUGUCCUUUCCUCUGGCAACACAUGUCUACCUACGUUGAGCAAACGGCGAAAAUCUUCGACGGUAUUCGCUUGGAUAAUUGCCAUUCGACUCCGAUUCCAGUUGCGGAGUACAUGCUCGAUGUUGCUCGCCGAGUUCGCCCAGAUUUAUACGUCGUUGCCGAACUGUUUACGAACUCCGAUCAGAAAGACAAUAUAUUUGUCAAUCGACUCGGUAUCACUUCUUUAAUUCGAGAGGCGAUGUCCGCAUGGGACAGUCACGAGGAAGGACGGUUGGUCUACCGAUUUGGUGGCGAACCAGUGGGUGCAUUCUUACAAUCGCGUAAACGGCCUCUGGUACCGAGCAUAGCGCAUGCACUUUUCUUAGACUUGACCCACGAUAAUCCUAGCCCGAUUGAGAAACGAAGCGUCUUCGACUUACUCCCAAGUGCUGCUCUCGUUUCAAUGGCAGCAUGUGGUAGUGGCAGCAACCGUGGAUACGACGAAUUGGUUCCUCACCAUAUACAUGUUGUAGACGAGGAAAGACAAUAUUCCUCCUGGACAGAUGACGAAUGUUUAGUAGAUGGUAUCAAACACGUAGGUCUAAAAACUGGUAUCAUCGCUGCGAAGAAGGCAUUGAACGAUCUUCAUUACAAUCUUGGGCAACAGAAGUUCUCACAAAUAUUCGUCGAUCAAAUCGACGGCGAUAUAGUUGCCGUAACUAGACACUCCCCGACAACUCACGACACCGUAGUCCUGGUUGCGUUUACAGCAUUCAAGCAUCCCGAUCCUAACGCGAAUGAUUUAAGAAGGCACGCGAGGCCGUUACGAGUAGAAGGCGUGAUCGAAGAAAUUAUUUUGGAGGCAUCCUUAUCUCAUGAAGGAACGACAGACAGUAAAUCGCCCUUCGGUUAUCCUGCAAAAUACGAACAAGAUGAGAACUACAUAAAUGGCCUCUCCGAAUAUUCCGUGAAACUUAAAGAACAUGUACAAAUUUGCGACUCGGAAAUCUUGGAAAAAGUUGACUCCGGCGAUCCGAAAAUAACUCAACUGAACUUCGUUAACUUCCAGCCAGGUUCCGUCGUCGCCAUCCGAGUGUCUCUUCAUGCUAACAUAAAACCUGCUCUUGCGAAACUUCAUAAUACUAUCUCGGUAAUAACGUCGUCGAAGAGCUCCGAUAUACGCGUUAUCGCGUCUCGCAUGGACUUGGUAGACUUGAACAAGGCUUUGUACCGUUGCGAUCAGGAAGAACGCGACGAGACUUCAAACAAAUUCGGUGUUUACGAUAUUCCUGGUUACGGGCCUCUCGUCUAUGCAGGACUACAAGGCAUCAUUUCUUUGUUAGCGGACAUUCGACCUAAUAAUGAUUUGGGUCAUCCGAUCUGCAACAAUCUCAGGCAGGGUAAUUGGCUGAUAGAUUUCACUUGGCAACGAUUGAAAGAGGACGAUGGUACCAAAGCUCUCGGGGAAUGGCUCGAGGAAGCUACAGAACCAUUCAAAUUAAUACCUCGCUACUUAGUUCCUUGCUACUUCGACGUUAUAGUCGUUAACGUAUAUAUGAUUCUGCUCGAACAAUGUUAUAGCCUAAUGACAAGCUUUGUGAAGGAUGGAUCCACUUUCGUUAAGAUUUUAUCCUUGGUCUCGACACAAGUGGGAGGAGUAGUGAGAUCGGCUCCAUUGCCGGACUUGUCUCCGAAUUUGGAUCCUCCGAAACCAAAAGUAAAACAAUAUAAUGGAGAGAAGGAACAGUUGUGCAUGUCGUUAUCCGCCGGCUUACCACACUUCACAGUAGGAUACAUGAGAAACUGGGGACGGGACACGUUCAUCUCUUUAAGAGGUCUGCUGAUAUUAACAGGCAGACACACAGAAGCGCGAUUCAUCAUUCUCAGUUAUGCUGGAACCUUACGGCACGGUCUCAUACCGAAUUUGUUGGACAAAGGAAAGAACGCUAGAUACAAUUGCCGAGAUGCUUUGUGGUGGUGGUUGUACACGAUUCAGUGUUACAUUCAAGAAGUGCCAAAUGGCUUGAAAAUUUUAACAGACAAAGUCUCGAGGCUGUUCCCAACCGACGAUUCGCCUGCGUUACCCGCAGGAGAAGUGGAUCAACCGUUGCACGAUAUAAUCCAAGAAGCUCUCGUAGUACAUUUCCAAGGACUUUGCUUCCGGGAACGAAACGCCGGGAGGCAAAUCGACGAACACAUGACGGAUCGUGGUUUUAAUAAUCAAAUCGGAGUGCAUCCGGAGACAGGAUUCGUAUUCGGUGGGAACGACGCGAAUUGUGGCACGUGGAUGGAUAAGAUGGGAUCCUCUGAGAAAGCUGGUAACAAGGGGAAACCGGCGACCCCGAGAGAUGGUUCAGCCGUGGAAAUCGUGGGGCUCAGCAAGAGCAUUCUCAGCUUUUUAGCCGAAUUGUACAAGCAAAAUCUUUUCCCUCACGGCAGCGUACAAAGGAAAAAUCGUGACGGUUCCGUCGUAACGUGGAGUUACAAGCAAUGGGCAGAUAAGAUUUCACUGAACUUCGAAAAAUACUUCUACGUGAACGAAACUCCGACGGAGGGAGAAUUGAAGCCAGAGUUGAUCCAUCGUCGUGGAAUUUUCAAGGAUACCCAUGGAGCCACGCAAGCGUGGGCCGAUUAUCAACUACGGCCUAAUUUCCCCAUCGCAAUGGUUGUUGCUCCAGAGAUGUUUAAUCCCGCGCAUGCAUGGUCAGCGAUAAAGAAAGCAGAAGAGAUUUUGUUAGGACCGCUUGGAAUGAAAACGUUGGACCCUGCUGAUUGGGCAUACAACGGGAAUUACGAUAAUUCUAAUGACAGCGGGGAUACCAAGUUAGCCCAUGGCUGGAAUUAUCAUCAAGGACCAGAAUGGGUUUGGCCCAUUGGAUAUUUCCUGCGAGCUCGAUUAUAUUUUGCUCCGUUAAUCGGAGGGAAGGAAGAACUACGUCGCACGAUCGAGUCGACCGAGGCUAUAAUUUCGCGACAUUUCAUAGAAGCAUCUACAAAUCACUGGAGAGGACUUCCGGAACUCACCAACAAAGAUGGAGAGUAUUGCAGAGAUAGCUGUAGAACACAAGCUUGGAGCGCUUCUUCUAUUAUAGAAGUACUUUAUGAUUUAAAUAAAAUUAAACGGGAAUUACGAUCCGAGGAGAACGAGAGAACGAAUUGA
This is a messenger RNA of Ceratina calcarata, 5360 nucleotides long. RefSeq names its product glycogen debranching enzyme. Gene Ontology annotation, molecular function: amylo-alpha-1,6-glucosidase activity; 4-alpha-glucanotransferase activity. Bases 558 to 5360 code for a protein of 1600 amino acids. The record is from RefSeq and is a predicted model, not a curated record. Lineage: Eukaryota; Metazoa; Arthropoda; Insecta; Hymenoptera; Apidae. The transcript has 13 exons. Gene Ontology annotation, biological process: glycogen catabolic process; glycogen biosynthetic process.